Mycena citricolor is the source of this 2223-nucleotide messenger RNA. The record is from the annotation of a GenBank genome assembly. Lineage: Eukaryota; Fungi; Basidiomycota; Agaricomycetes; Agaricales; Mycenaceae.
AUGUUCACAGUCCGACUUACGCAUGAAUGUCCCUUCGUACUGGACUUGUUCGAGCAACACGUCUCCCAGCAUUUCCGCGCCCUCGACUUCCCCCGGCUCUUUUGGCGCGGGUUUCCCGAUGAACCCAACCUUGUCCGCAAACAUUAUCUGCCCCUGGUCGAAGAGCUGGAACGAAUCAAAGCAGACCCGACUGCGCCUCCUCCGCCCUCUCCGCUGACACGACAUCAGAUCAUCACUCUGCUCGACAUGCUAGCCACCUCUGGCCGUCCAGCCGAUAUCGGCACCCUGAAAGCCAUGUUCGCGCACCUCCCGCUCUAUUUCGGCAUCCCUAUUACCCCCGACCUACACACAGCCGUCAUUUCUGCCUUUCUCAAGCAGGGAUACGUCCGAAUCGCUGUUUCGUGGAUUGCGAGCAUGCCAGACCUCCCGCCACACGUCCACCCAGGCCUGGAACACUUCCACACACUCUUGAAGGGCUGCCCGAUCCAUGUCCAGAUUGCGUACCUCCGCGACAUCGUCAUGCAUAAGAUGCCCGCUGCGGGUGUUCAGCCAGAAGAAGAGACGUUCGCCAUCUUGACGCGUCGCAUGAUCCAGAACGCAAGAGAGAACAAAAAGAACGUGCCUGUGGCCCACUGCACGGGCUUGUUCAGCGACAUGCAAGCCAUGAAACUGGCGUGUCCCUCCUCCAUCUUGGACCUUAUGACCGAUUUCUACAUGAGUCAAGGUCUGACGCAGUUUGCCGAAGCCGUGCGGGCUGACUACGUUGCGCGAUUUCCUCAAGAGCCCUCGGCGGAUGAAAAGCAGUUGCGGGAGUGGCAGACGACUUUGUUUUCAGUUGCCCAGUCUUCCGGUAUCGAGGUGGCGGCCAACCUCAUCGACAUUCUAUGCAAGCAAGGGCUCCCGCGAUCUGGCCUUGCCUUGCUGGCUAUCCUGGGACCCUCGUCUACCAGCGUGGAAGAUCUACGCACCGCAGAGAAGGCGUCUGGAAUCAGUGCGAGUGCGUCGGAGUACGCCUUUCUGAUCAACAACUGCUUGCGAACGAAACGAUUGGGUGAUGCCCAGGCCAUCUACGAGCAAGCGAGAGCAGCAGGAAUCGCGCCGGCGGCUUCCAUGGUCGGGCCUAUCAUCCGGGCUCUCACUUCCGGUGGCCGGAAUUCCGCACAUGAUACGAAUGUCGAUGCAGCCUUGACUCUGUACACUGAACUGGAUGAAGCUUUCUCUUCCGACUCGGCCGGCCCGGAGAACUCCCCCGGCCCCACCCUGGAUAUCUACACCUGUCUAAUGCACGGACUGGCCAACUGUUCGAACGUGAAGACGGCCUAUCCGAUUGCGCAGGCGCUCCUAUCCGACAUGGAAAGCCGAAAGAUGACGAGCAACCAGUCCAUCAUGACCUCUCGAGUGAUUCUUGAGAUGUGCUCUGCAGACAGUCUCGAAUUAGCGCUCAAGGCGUAUCGCAAGCACUACACGGAGCUCACUGACAUGGGCUACUGGGCCGUGCUCACCGCAUUCGUCCGCUUCUCCUUCACGCUGGGAUACCAGAACGCCAUGGAAUACUUCUACAUCAUCAUCUCGGACAUGGAAAAGGCGGGCUUCCGGAUGAACGACCGGCUAUACACCAAUGUUCUCCGCCAGCUCUCCGAGGUUGCCUCCGCCCGCAGAAAAGAGUGGCGACAGAAAAAUAUCGGGAAGGAGGUCCCGCCCAAGCUCUAUGCCGACAUCCUCGAUGCGACACGGCAGCUGCACAAUUCGGUCGUGCUAGACUCGAUGAUCCGGCCUGGGAUGCCUGUCUGGAACGAGAUCAUGGGCACCUAUCAGCGAUUGGGUGCAUUCGCGGACGCGUACCGGAUGUGGCAGCAUAUGUUCCUCACCCGGAGCUUUGGCUCCAUCACUGUCAGCACCAUCCUCGAAAGCUGCGACUCGGCGGAACGGGCGCAAUCCAUCGUGGCGGAUCUGUUGCAGAGCCGGUACGAGUUGACGCUGCAUAACUGGAACGCCUACGUCGAAUGUCUGGCCAAGAACCAGAACAUAUCGGAGGCACUCUAUGUGAUUUGCGAGAUGAUGGGGUCUGGUCAUCAGCCGGUCAAAGCGGACGCGUCGACAGUGUCAGUCGUGCUCAAGUCCGCUACGACUGAGCAGCAGCGCCAGUCGGUAUUACAAACGAUCGAGCGUCAGCGACAGCCGCUGUACGCGUCGUUGCCGGAGUCGAUGACGCGACCCCCAUAA